GGCGAAAAAUAGACAUAUAAAAGCCAUCGAAGUUGAACUUCUUUACCUCUCUCCUCAUCCUACAUCCUUACCCUCGUUGAGAGCUUUAAGAGCAUACCCUUUUUAUAUCUCUAUAAGCUAACUUAUUUAUUUAUUUUCUCACAACCAAUCUUGAAGAUUGUUUUGUGAUUUCUUUCAGACUUUCUUUCUAUCCAUUCUUAAAUUUCUAUAAGAUGUUGUUGGGUAACUUGGUCGGAGCUCUUGCUCUUAGUGCUCCUAUCGUUCAAAGUAUUCCUACUUUUGGACCCGGUGGUGGUGCUGGUUUUGGCGCUGGAGCCGGUGCAGGAGGUCUUGGAGCGGCUGCGGGACGUGUUGGAGCAUUAGGUGGGCUCGUUCCUGGUGCUGGUGCCGGCGGUCGUUUUGGAGCUGGUGUUCGAGGAGGAGCUGGCGUUCGCGGUGGUGUUGGAGUCGAAGCUUCUGUCAAUUUGGUCGCUGGAUUUCAAGCUUGCACCGGUCUCAUUGGUGGCUAUGAAGCCCAGUUCAGAAUUGCCUGUCAGCAAAACGAUGUCGGAGCACUUGUCAGCGCACUUGGAAGUAUCAAAGCCUCGAUCCAAGGUUUAGGAAUCGAUGCUGAUGCUUACGCCCACGUUGGUGCGGACGUUCUUACAACCAACGUUGUGGGUGUAUUUAUCAAGCUCCAAGUCUUGAUCAAACUCCUCGCUGAUUACAAGCUCAGCGCUGCAUGUCAUGGCGCCAUAAUUGAUCUACAAGCCUCUCUUAAUGGCAUGGUCUCUGUAGUCAGUUCUGUUGGUAUCAAUGUCUCCGCCAAACUAUCUGCUGCUGUCAACCUCGACCUUUUUGCCCAAAUCGGACUUCAUUUCGGUUUCAACGUUGGUGCCGGAGCUGGAGCUAUUGUUGGAGCUGGUUUCGGAGCUGGUGUUCGCGGUGGUGUUGGAGCUGGUGUCGGAGCUGGUGUUCGCGGUGGUGUUGGAGUCGAAGCUUCUGUCAACUUGGUUGCUGGAUUUCAAGCUUGUGCCGGUCUCAUUGGUGGCUAUGAAGCCCAGUUCAGAAUUGCUUGUCAGCAAAACGAUGUCGGAGCACUUGUCAGCGCACUUGGCCGUAUCAAAGCCUCGAUCCAAGGUUUGGGAGUCAAUACUGAUGCUUAUGCUCACGUUGGUGCUGAUGCUCUUACCACCAACGUCGUCGGUGUAUUUGUCAAGCUCCAAGUCUUGAUCAAACUCAUCGCUGAUUACAAGCUCAGCGCUGCAUGUCAUGGCGCCAUAAUUGAUCUACAAGCCUCUCUUAACGGCAUGGUCUCUGUAGUCAGUUCUGUUGGUAUCAAUCUCUCCGCCAAACUUUCCGCUGCUGUCAACCUCGACCUUUUUGCCCAAAUCGGACUUCAUUUCGGUUUCAACGUUGGUGCCGGAGCUGGAGCUGUCGUUGGAGCUGGAGCGGGCGUCGGAGCUGGAGCUGGUGUUGGAGCCGGUUUCGGAGCUGGUGUUGGAGCUGGUGUUGGAGCUGGUGUUGGAGCUGGUGUCGGAGCUGGUGUUCGCGGUGGUGUUGGAGUCGACGCUUCCGUCAACUUGGUCGCUGGAUUUCAAGCUUGCGCCGGUCUCAUUGCUGGCUAUGAAGGCCAGUUCAGAAUUGCUUGUCAGCAAAACGAUGUCGGAGCACUUGUCAGCGCACUUGGCCGUAUCAAAGCCUCGAUCCAAGGUUUGGGAGUCAAUACUGAUGCUUAUGCUCACGUUGGUGCUGAUGCUCUUACCACCAACGUUGUCGGUGUAUUUGUCAAGCUACAAGUCUUGAUCAAACUCAUCGCUGAUUACAAGCUCAGCGCUGCUUGUCAUGGCGCCAUCAUUGAUCUACAAGCCUCUCUUAAUGGCAUGGUCUCUGUAGUCAGUUCUGUUGGUAUCAAUGUCUCCGCCAAACUAUCUGCUGCUGUCAACCUCGACCUUUUUGCCCAAAUCGGACUUCAUUUCGGUUUCAACGUUGGUGCCGGAGCUGGAGCUGGUGUUGGAGCUGGUUUCGGAGCUGGUGUUGGAGCUGGAAUUGGAGGCGUUGUUGGUGCCGGAAUUGGAGGCGUCGUCGGUGCUGGUGUAGACGCUUCCGCUCAUUUGGUAGCUGGCUUUCAAGCUUCCGCCGGUCUUAUCGCCGGUUACGCAUCCAACUUUGAGAAGGCGUGCCAAAGACACGACAUCGGAUUCCUUGUCAGUGCAUUAGGUAGUAUUCGAAACUCGGUUGCAGGCUUAGGAGCAAACGCAGAUGUUUACGCUCACGUUGGUACCAAUGUCCUUACUACCAAUGUUAUCGCGUUGUUUGCCAAACUACAAGUCUUACUGCGAUUCAUUGCUGACUACCAAUUGACCUCUUCAUGUCAUGUCGCUAUCGUCUCUUUACAAGUUCCUCUCAAUGCUAUUAUCUCGGUCGUUGGAUCUACUGGUAUCGAUGUUCAUGCUAAAUUCUCCGAUUCUCCGCCUCCCUCGACUUGAAUCUCUUUGCUCAAAUUGGACUUGGCUUCGGGUUUGGUGCCAUUGCUGGCGCUGGUGCUGGUGUCGGUGCUGGUGUCGGUGCUGGUAUUGGUUCUCUGGGUACUCUUGUCGGAGCUGGUACCCACGCUGUUGCGGGAGCUGGUUUCGGUGCAAAGGCAGGUCUCGGUGCAAAGGCUGGUCUCGGUUCAAAGGCUGGUUUCAACGUAGAUGCCUCUGCCAAAGUAUUUGAUGAAUUCAAAGCAUCAACAAGCGCUGUUGCUUCUUAUACUCCAAGCUUCAAGACUGCCUGUGAAUCGAAGGACACUGCUGUCCUCAACAAAGGAUUAACCACCAUUGUGGCUUCGAUCUCAUGCAUUGGAGGACAAUCUGAUGCCCUCGUCCACGUUACCGCAGAUGCUCUCUGCUCCCAAUAUUUUGAGCUACUGAUCAAAUUACAAGCCCUCUUAAAACUCAUCGCCAGCUAUAGUUUGACCUCAUCAUGCCAUGACUCCAUUGUCUCUUUCAACAAUCCUCUGAAAGUCUUACUCUCAGUCCUUGUCUCAGCUGGUGUUAAUGUCGCUGUGAAAGCCCAUGCAUACGCUUCACUUGACUUAGGCUUCUUUGCUAGUGUUGGUGUUAAUCUCGGUAUUCAAACUGGCUCUCAAACUUACAGUCGCUAGUAACCCUUUCUUUCAUCUUAUGGACAUUUUUAUUUUUAUUUCAAGGACAAUUAUAUAACUUUAAUAUUCAUGUAAUGCAUUGCAUCAUUCACUCGCUGGAAUUGUGUAAUCAAUACUCGUGAAUCUUACUUACUUUGCCGUGUCCCAUUUG
Melampsora larici-populina 98AG31 is the source of this 3278-nucleotide messenger RNA. RefSeq lists its product as uncharacterized. The record is from RefSeq and is a predicted model, not a curated record. The coding region runs from base 213 to 2468 and encodes 751 amino acids. Lineage: Eukaryota; Fungi; Basidiomycota; Pucciniomycetes; Pucciniales; Melampsoraceae. The transcript has 12 exons.